This is a messenger RNA of Haemonchus placei, 3279 nucleotides long. Lineage: Eukaryota; Metazoa; Nematoda; Chromadorea; Rhabditida; Trichostrongylidae. The record is from the annotation of a GenBank genome assembly.
AUGAUGCUUUAUCACUUGACCAUAAUGCCAGAUUCAACAACUGUUGAGAAGUUGAAGGUGAAAUUGUCAGGCAAAGGAGGUACUUCGAUUUGUCUCAGAGAAAAUCUUCUACUUAUAUGCCAACAAGAAAGAGAUUUACGGGUAUGGGAUCUUGAGACAGAAGAAAAUGGUACCAUCUCAUUGCAGUCAUCAAAAGGAUUCGAUGCAGACGAUGUCAUCCUUUGUGUAGAUUACUCCAAGCGUAAAGGAAUGAUUUCUGCUGGUACAAUGAAAGGAAAAGUGGCGAACUGGAAACGUCGACCUGGUGAAUCAUCUGUGGAGAACACUUGGCGCCUACAGCCCAGUAAUCAACUUCCAGGAAAGAUAACGUCAAUUGAAUGGUGCCCGAUGUAUUCUGCUCUAGCAGUGAAUACAGGCGAUGAGCUGACGAUACUACAGGAGGAGAAUAAUAUAAUUUGUUUAAGGAAUAAAAUAGCAGCAAUUCAAAGCGGAACUUCAUCAUUCGUUCUCAUCAACGUCUUGACUUCUGUUCAUCAAGAUCUUAAGCUGAAAUUCCAAGCGAAAGGAAUCUACGUGCAAGAGAAGCAGCUUGUAGUUUGGAGUGAGGAUACGGUGAUGACGUACGACGUGCAAACGUCUCUGGCUACUAUUCCAUCAGCUGCGUUCACCUGUCGUGCUGAAGACGUGGUAAUCAAUAACCAAACUCUCUACUGCAUUGAAGGUGACAAAAUCAAUGUCCGAACUAUCCAGGGAACCGUCCGCCAGAUUCUCUCACUUCCCGAAAUGGAAGGUGAUCCAAUACAAUUUCAUUCAAGCCGUCACUGGUUGGCUGUAGCGACAUCGUCUGGAUUCUUGAGGAUUUACAACAUCAGCGGGAAAGAAGCACGUCAGGAGCAUCAUUCAAAAUAUGUGGUGGAGGCAUUGGACGAGUUUCAUCGAUUUCUUUCCAUGAAAGUGAAUGUGGCUGGAAAUAGAAUCGCCUGUACUUAUUAUGCUACACCUACAAAGAUCGGCGACAAAAUUCUCGUAUGGGACGCCGAAGGUGACCUGGUUGUCCAUUUCUCUUUCCUUUUGGGGAUGACCGAUCAACAACAGUACGAGGCAGAAGCCGAAUUGGCCAGUUCACAAGGCCGGCCAGUCACAGCUGCGGCAAGGAAAAUGGGACGCGAACAAUCGCGAUUCCGCUUGCCAAUGCACGAACCUGGACCGAUAUUUUGGGAUGAAACUGAUGAUCGAUUCCUUGUUUGUCAUGCUCAGGCAUCAUCACAGCAUGUUGACCUCUCACGAAAGUCUCACGCUUGCGACAUUUUGGUCGGCGUCUCGGUACCUCAUCUGUACUUCUUGAAGAAGAUGGAAUUCGAAGAGGAAGAAGUUCGAGGUGAAAAGUCCAUUGGCCGGUAUUUAAUUGCUCGUUCAUUGCGGGAGUUUUCUGGUGUCGAAAACUGUGACGAAUCGACACGAAAAGGAAUGAUGGAUUUUUGUUACUAUCUUACAAUAGGUCAGAUGGAUGAAGCCUUCAAAGCAAUUCGUUUCAUCAAAAGUGAAAGCGUUUGGGAGCACAUGGCGUCGAUGAGUGUGAAAACCCGACGUUUGGACGUAGCCAUUGUCUGCCUGGGCAACAUGAAGAACAUCCGUGGAGCUCGAGCUCUUCGAAAAUCACAGGAAGCUGGAGAGAGUGAAGCAUUGCAGUGCGCAGCUUUGGCCGUAGAGCUUGGCAUGUUGGACGAAGCAGAAGCGAUUUACGUAAAUGCAGGAAGAUAUGAUAUGGUGAACAAGAUCCAUCAAGCACAGAAUGCCUGGAAUCAGGCGUUUGAAGUCGCCUCUCGAUACGAUAGGAUUCAUCUGAGAAAUACUCAUUACAACUAUGCUAAGUAUCUGGAACGAGCUGGGGCCCUCGAGCCCGCUAUAGAGAACUUCGAAAAAUCUGGAACUCAUCAUUUCGAAGUGCCUCGAAUGUUCGCCGACAGUCCUAAGAUUCUUGAAAGUUAUGUAAGGCGCAAAAAGGAACCGGAACUCCAUGCGUGGUGGGCACGAUAUCUGGAAAGUAUUGGUGAACUCGAUGGUGCUAUUUCUUUCUACAGUGCUGCAAAGGACAUACUGUCGCUAGUACGGAUUAAAUGCACCCAGGGAAAGGUGGACGAGGCUGCUUCAUUAGCUCUGGAAAGCAACGACCGUGCUGCCUGCUUUCACCUUGCUCGUAUUUAUGAAGCUGAAGAGAACUAUUCAAAAGCAGUUGACUUCUAUACAAGGGCACAUGCUUACAAUAGCGCAAUCCGUCUCGUCAAGGAGCAUGACAUGCGAGAUCUUCUAGCUAAUCUUUGUCUUAUGGCAGGUGGAAGUGAAAUUGUUGAAGCAGCACGAUAUUUUGAAGAUAUCCCAGGAUACGUUCAUCAAGCUGUCAUGCUUUAUCAUAAGGCUGGAAUGGUAGGACGAGCUCUCGACUUAGCUUUCCGAACAGAACAAUUCAGUGCCCUCGAUCUCGUCACAAAAGAUCUGAAUGCUGAAAGUGAUCCGAGCGUCCUGAAGUGUCAAUGCCUGAAUAUUGAGUUCUUUAGCGUGCAGCAGAAUUCUUUUCAAACAACCAAAACUACGAAAAAGCUGUUGAACUGCUUUGUAUGGCAAAAGAGGCGAUUCAAUGAUGCCAUCGAGUUGUGUCGUACAAGGAACGUCAGGCUGACGGAUAAGGUUUCCGAGCUGAUGACACCUACAAAAGAGACGACACCGAAUGACAAUGAGCGAAAACGUUUGCUGGAGAAUAUUGCUGAGCUCGGGGUGCAACAGGGAAAUUACCAAUUCGCGGCCAAAAAAUAUACCCAAGCUGGUGAUAAACUACAGGCUAUGCGAGCUCUUCUGAAGUCCGGUGAUACUCAGAAAAUUGUGUUCUUCGCGAAUACGGCAAGAAACAAGGACAUCUACAUACUAGCAGCAAAUUAUUUACAGACAACUGAUUGGCAAGGAAAUGCCCAGGUCAUCCGCGAAAUUGAAACUUUCUAUUCAAAAUCACACUCCCAUCUCCACCUGGCCAGCUUUUACAAAGCUUGUGCUUUUGUAAGUAUUUCAUUGAAAAUGAUUGUAGUGACCAACUUUUUGCAAGUGAAGCCCAAAGAAAGCCAAAGACAUGAUCAAGAGAAUUUGAUCGUUCCAUUCAGAUGGAGGUUGAAACAUUCAACGAUUUCACAAAAGCUGCUGAGGCACUGGAACAUGCUGCAAGAACCAUCGACAGGGGGCUUCAAGAGGCCACCGACAGUGCCGCUUCAACUUCAACUAUCACUGGACUGA